Amphibalanus amphitrite is the source of this 3892-nucleotide messenger RNA. RefSeq names its product exostosin-3-like. Bases 94 to 2805 code for a protein of 903 amino acids. Gene Ontology annotation, molecular function: glycosyltransferase activity. Lineage: Eukaryota; Metazoa; Arthropoda; Thecostraca; Balanomorpha; Balanidae. The record is from RefSeq and is a predicted model, not a curated record. Gene Ontology annotation, cellular component: membrane. The transcript is spliced from 8 exons.
GGUGUAGUUAGUUCCGUGGUGUGUGGAUCUCCGGCAAUGCUUUUACGGCUUUUACAUUUCAAUUUCAGUAGAGCGGUAUGCGUAUGAGCUGGUAUGAGUGCUUCGGAAAUGGCUUUUGAAAAUGAAUUUCACCACUCGAGAACUCAAAACUCUUGUGUUGCUCGAGCCAUAAGCUAUUUGAUCCACAUGAAGCUGUCAACGCUUGUGCUGAUUCUCAUUUUCCUUUUGAUUUUAAUUCCACUAAUGAUGCAUUAUUAUGUGUCUCAGAUUCUAGUUCAUCAGACCCAAGUGGCUCAGAAGGCACAUCCCCUGGUGACCAAUGUGGACCUGAACAGUGACUCCUCAGCUCAUCUGAAAGGAAGGAUCGAUGAAAUGAACAGGAUCAAAAACUCUGUCAGUAACGAGCUGCUCCAGCUGGAGGCAAAGCGUAACAAGCUGCACCAGUCACUGGAGACAUACAGCGGCAGGGUGGAUGAGCUCAAGCAGCAGCUCUCCCGGCUGCAGCUCGAGUACGAGCGGCUCAAGUACAGCGUGGAGCGCGCGCGCGCCGCCGAGCUGGAGGCCGCCGAGCGCGACACCCCGCUGCUGGCGCGGCCGCGGCCGCUGCGCGCCGAGCCGGGCCCGCGGCCGGCCCUGGAGCCGCCGCCGGCCGCCGACCGACGCCGCUGCACGCUGCCGGAGUGCUGGGACUACUCGCGCUGCCCCAUCACCGGCGGCUUCUCGUUCCACCUGUACCGGCCGCUGAGCGACGCCAGUGACGCGGCCGCCAGCCGGCUGCUCGAGGCGCUGCGCAGCAACGCCCAGUGGCGCUCCGACCCGGCCGCCGUCUGUGCGUACGUGCUGGUGGUGGGCGGCGCGCCGGAGCCGGCCCGGCUGCAGCGGCUGCUCACCGCGGCCGAACACUGGUCCGGGGACGGCCGCAACCACGUGCUGGUGGCGGCCAGCGCGCCGGCCGCCGCCGCCCUGGACUCUGUCGACACGGGCCGCGCGGUGCUGGUGAGGACGCCGGACGCCGGCGCGCCGCCGCGGCCCGGGUUCGACCUGGUGCUGCCCAGCGUGGACGGGCCGCUGCAGGGCGUGCCCUGGCAGACGCUGCCGCCGCUGGUGCCGGCGCGCCGGCCCGUGCUGGUCUCCUUUCAGGGCGAGCUGGCGGCCGGCCAGCGCUGGGCGCGCACCGACGAGUUGACGUCCAGCCUGCAGUCGCUCUCGCAGUCCCACACCCGGGACGUGGUACACACAGAGUUCCGGUGUCCCGAGGACGCGCCGGCCGCCGCGCCGUCCUCCGUCUCUGCGGCGGCCGGCGGCUGGCGGCUCUGCGGCUCGGCCCAGCAGCGCUCCGAGCGACUGGGGAACGCCACGUUCGCGCUGCUGCUGCCACCGGGCGGCGCGGUGCAGCAGCGGCUGACGGAGGCGCUGCGGGCCGGCGCCGUGCCCGUGCUGCUGGGCGAGUGGCCGCUGCCGUUCGACGGAGUGCUCGACUGGCGGCGGGCGGUGUUGCGGGUGGCCGAGCCGCGGGUCCGUGAGCUGCACUACAUGCUGCGCUCACUGACCGACGGCGACAUACUCAGCUACCGCAGGAACGGACGCGAGCUGUGGGAGCACUACCUGAGCUCUGCCAAGGCGGUGUCGGACGCCCUGCUGACCCAGCUCGCCGAGCGGCUGGAGCUGCCGCCGCCGGCCGCCGCCGCCGUACCAGCACAGAGCGUCUUCAACGACACCUUCCAACGUGUGACGGUGGACGUGCAGCUCUCCACGCUCGACCUGGACGAGUACCUGGGACCGAUCGAGACGCCGCACGCCUCUGCGGCCUACCAGCGGAACCUCACCACACCCCGACUGGACAGCUACGCCCGCUGGAACCUGUUCCUGGCGCCGCACCGGCUCUACCCGGCCGUACCCUACGGCGACGUACUGCCCGCAGAGGCCAAGUUUGUCGGUCCCCGGCUGGGCUUCCGUCCGGUGGCGGCCGGUGAGGGCGGCUCCGGCAAGGAGUUCAGUGAGUCGCUGGGCGGCAACUCGCCGCACGAACAGUUCACCGUGGUGAUGCUCACCUACCGGCGCGAACAGGUGCUGCUCAGCGCGCUGGGCCACCUGUACGGCCUGCCCUACCUCAACAAGGUGGUGGUGGUCUGGAACACGCCCGAGCCGCCCGCCGACACACUCCAGUGGCCCAACGUCGGCGUGCCCGUCGAGGUGGUGCGCGUGGGCAAAAACAGCCUCAACAACCGCUUCCUGCCGUUCGACGCCAUAGAGACGGACGCCGUGCUGUCGAUCGACGACGACGCCCACCUGAGACACGACGAGAUCGUGUUCGGGUUCCGCGUGUGGCGCGAGCAGCGAGACAGGCUGGUUGGCUUCCCGGGCCGGUUCAACGCGUGGGACACACGCUUCGGCGGCUGGCACUACAACUCAAACUACUCGUGCGAGCUCUCCAUGGUGCUCACAGGCGCGGCGUUCUUCCACAAGUACUACGCGCACAUGUACUCUGAGUGGAUGCCGCAGGUGAUCAGAGACAAGGUGGAUGAAUACAUGAACUGCGAGGACAUUGCGAUGAACUUUCUCAUCUCGCACCUCACCCGGCAGCCGCCGGUCAAGGUGACGUCCCGCUGGACGUUCCGCUGCCCCGGCUGUCCGGUCACGCUCUCUGAGGACGAGGAACACUUCACCGAGCGACACAAGUGCAUCAACUUCUUCUCCCGCGUGUUCGGCUACAUGCCGCUGCUCAACACGCAAUUCCGGGUCGACUCGGUGCUCUUCAAGACUCGGCUACCGCAGGACAAACAAAAGUGCUUCAGGUUUAUAUAGUGAGCGCGGGUGAUAGAGACGAACGUUUAACUACAGACGGGUUAUGCAGUGUAGUGUUGGUGCUGACAUAAGACCGAGGAGGAUUUUUGGUGCUAGUGACGACCAGCGACAGAAGACAGGGUGAGACGGUGACACCGUCAGCUGAUAUUUGGCAGCACGCCGUGGAGGCGCGAAGGGUUUCCUUCACAGCUACGACUUCUCUCCGCCCACUAUUCGCGUAUACUGUAGGUCCAACCUACAUCUCACCGACAUUAGCUAGUUUUUCCGAUCACUGGCGGACCCAGCCAGUGACUGCGCACAUUCACUUGACCUCACUGUUGUAGCUUUGUGACAUGACCUGGCUGACACGCCGCUCCUGUAGUUUCGUCAGGGCAUUAGCAUACUCAUCUCACCGGGCCCAGGCCAGCGCACUCGCCUCUCAUUUGUGCUUCAUAAAUGGCGCUCAUUAUUGCAAGGCUAUCGCUGUUAUUUGCACAUACGCUAUAUGUGAUAGACUGAAUGGUGUUUAGGCGGAUGACAGUCGGCAUUGUUUGUCAAGAACUGUGCAAGUGGCUGCGCGAAUUGCCCGAACGAGUGUUGAAGUGACUGCUUUUGCGACGGUAUUUUUUCUGCGAACUGCAACAGCUGAUGUUUAUCUGUGUAUCAUGCAUGCACUACCAUGUUGUAUAUUUUGUGCGCGGUUCGCACGUUCUCUGGCGGACUGCGUGCGGACAGAAAGGAUCCCGUCUCCGCUGCCGCUCUAUGUAGCAUCGCCCUGUAGUCGCCCUGGGGCGAGUUAUUAGGCCACGACCCCCCGUCGUGCUGAUAGCGACCCAGCUUAGUCCUGUGUAUUUUCUGAGGCCUUUUUUGUGGUAUUGCGCACUUUGUUGUAUUUGUCUGCGUAUUUAACCCUAGCGUCGUGCAGUAGCAGCUCUGUACAUGUGCCAUAUAUUGUGUUGGGGGGGGGGGGGGAGACAGAUCAGCAAUACAGCUCCGUUUAAUUGUAUGUAUAGCUCGGCGUGCUGAAUAAGCGCAGUGUUUGUGCGAUGGAGGGACGGUGCACGAUGUUAUGUGAAUUAGUCUGUUUAAAAUACAGGCAUUCAAUGCA